GCCUGGGCAGGCCUAAGGGCACAGAGGAGGGAGUGUUGGAGCUGGGAGUGAUCUAGCAUCAGGGCACCCUGGAAUGGGAGCAGCCAUAGACACCAGAUGGCCAGGGUCCAAGAUCAGGGCCCUGGGAGACACGGGGAAGGGAACAUGGCCUCCCUGAGCCUGUCCUUGACCCUGCAGGAGGUGUCAUCUGUGAGGGCCACCCAUGAGAUGGAUCCGCAGGGAGCCCAGGAGAGGCAGCAGCAGCAGGGUGUCGUCCCCUUCCUGGGCACGUUCCUCUAUCACCUGAAGCUGCUGGACAUUGGGAUGGAGGAUGAUCUGGAAGUGAGUGAGCCUGGAGGUGGGGCCAGGGAGCAGGAUCCUGAGGUUUGGGUGGCGAGAGCCCUGCACUGGGACCUGAGCUCUCAGUAUCUGGCAAACCUCCUCUCAUGAGAGCCCCAUGGCCACCCCUGGGAGCUGGGGAGUCAGGCCCAUCUUAGCAA
Molecule: messenger RNA, 479 nt
Organism: Diceros bicornis minor
Lineage: Eukaryota; Metazoa; Chordata; Mammalia; Perissodactyla; Rhinocerotidae
Product: ral guanine nucleotide dissociation stimulator-like
Exons: 2
Coding region: 97-429 (110 amino acids)
Source: RefSeq, a predicted model, not a curated record